This is a messenger RNA of Varroa destructor (honeybee mite), 1794 nucleotides long. RefSeq names its product proteasome activator complex subunit 3-like. The record is from RefSeq and is a predicted model, not a curated record. NCBI's taxonomy places the organism in Eukaryota, Metazoa, Arthropoda, Arachnida, Mesostigmata, Varroidae. Gene Ontology annotation, cellular component: cytoplasm; nucleoplasm; proteasome activator complex. Gene Ontology annotation, biological process: regulation of proteasomal protein catabolic process; regulation of G1/S transition of mitotic cell cycle; positive regulation of endopeptidase activity. Gene Ontology annotation, molecular function: endopeptidase activator activity.
GUUAACUGCCAUUAUUCGAUUAUUACCACACUACCGUUCGUAAUGGUCACUGUCUUCGAAACUGUUGAAGCUAACAAAGGGAUUCGUGGCAAAAAUAAGAUGCCCGUUUCGUCGCGGUCAGGAGACUCGCAUGCCGCAGCAGCUGCGGGCGGCGAUCGAGCUGAUCUCGAACAGUUAGAUGAGCUGAAAAAACGCAUGAUGAAAGACGCUGAAUCGCUUCUGCUUGACAAGUUCCCUGAUCGCAUUGCCCAACUAAACGCACUGCUCAAAUCACCAGAAUUCAAUCUUGAUCUGUCCUCGACGCACGCGAAACUCAACAUACCUCGACCUAACCCCUCGCUAGUUCGACUGCCCGCCACAGACGAGCCUGAAGCUAAACGGAGAAGGACCCUCUGCGAAGAUAGUUCGAUGAUGAGCACCGUCGAAGGGACCAAAGUAAUGACGAUGACUUACGGAACCGUUGACGUGAAUAAAACGGUUAUGCGACUUUUGGAGGUCGUCAAGCCCCACGUUCUUCAGCAACUCGAUGAUUGUAAUCUGUUGAAAAUGUGGAUCGAGUUUCUUAUUCCAAAGGUUGAGGAUGGCAACAACUUCGGCGUCGACAUCCAGGAAGAGUGCCUCAAGGAGGUGUCCACUAUCGAAAGUGAAGCAGCUACCUACGUCGAUCAAGGGAUGCGAUACUUUAUGGCACGCGGUAAGAUCGUCGCAAAGGUUGCAAAGUAUCCAUUUGUCGAAGACCUACGCAAGACUGUCGACGAAAUUGACGAAAGGCAUUACUUUAGCUUACGGCUAAUUGUUCAGGAACUCCGCAAUAACUACGCUGGUUUGCACGAUAUGCUAACGAAAAAUUUAGAAAAAAUCAAGAAACCUCGUAGCUCGAAUGCAACGGAGAGUCUCUAUUGAAUCUGUAUAUUGCUAUACGUACACACACAGAUCUGUUCAUUCCUCGCCAGAUCCACUAUGCUUGUAAGACAGUGUGAUCAAAUGGUGUCACUGUUUACCUAGGGGAAGAGCACGCUUACAGGCCACACAGAUAGACCUUACAUCAACAGUAAGUGAUGAUUCCGUUAAGCCGCACGAAUACUUCUGAUUACGCCUAUUUAAUGGUCUUCUUUUACUAAUCACUACUAAAUUUCGUUACUUGUUUGCAUAAUCUCGUAUCUAAGGCUUGGAUUCGUUAUAUGCUGCUUGUCCGUAACUUUCUCUUACGAUAUUGACCAACAUGAAGUAUAUCAGUGCGGCGAGAAACCAAAAUCUUGGUACUACGAAUUCGUGUACGUAGUGUUUAGGCACAUGAAGCGCGUGAGAGAACACAAAGAUCUGGUGUCGUGCGACUACCGUGUGCUCCAACAACGCAUUUCUUUUGCAAUGGAAGGCCGUGCUUCAACAAAACCGUAAUUCGUAAAAGGUACGAAACGUCCUGCCUUGUUCUUAGGCGAUGUACACAGAAAUCAAUAAAAAAAAAAAAACGUAGAAAUUAAUGUAGGAAGGAAAGUCUGUGGUAUGUAUAAUGUAUGAAUAGAGGGUUACGGAAUGGGAUUGAAAAGUAUGUGAAUUUAGGCAUGCAUGCACAGCAAUAGUAGCUUACGCUGUUGGCAGGGGAGAUGUUUACUGGCAGUUUUCAGGAUUUUCACAAAAUCCUAGUCACAACUUCAUAAAUAAAAGGCGGCCUAAAUUUUGCACUCUCUAUAAGUGGUAAUAUUUCCAGAAAAAAUCUGGAUUAUUUUUUUAGUAAAAAUAAACAGCAAACGAAACAGACAUGUAAAAAAUGUGUUAUAUAUUUAAUACUAUAAU